ACACCAUGCCCAACUUGCUUCGUCCCCCCCCUCCUCUCGUGUUGCAAGCUGCGUGCACUGGAAAAAAAAAACAUGGUCGAUACAUCCUUCAUGGCCCGGUUUCGGCUGCUGAUAACAGCGGUCUUCUUCGCUGCGUUCGCUCUGGCGAGCCUUGACGUCUCGGACUGCCAUGUCGUCAAGGGAAAACUGUCCUGCCUUGACUGCAAGCAAGACCACGACUUAUCAGGGAUCAAAGUCAUGGUGAAGUGCGAUGGAGUGAAGAAAGCAUCCGUGGCUACCACGGAGGACGACGGCUCCUUCGAGGCGGAGCUUCCCUCCACCAAGGCCGCUGCCGCCACCACCACUGAUGAGGGCAAGACCGCCGCCGCUCCAACGCUGAGCUGCCUAGCUAAGGUUCUUGGAGGGCCCGACCAGCUGUACGCCUCGAGAGAUCACGUGGUCGCCAAGGUCGUGGAGGUGGAAGGCCGCGACGGAACAGCCACCUCUUACGGCCUCGCCACUCCUCUCGCCGUGUCCACCGCAUGCCCUCCGACCAAGGAGUGUGGGGCAUACAACAUGGUCGGUUCAUCCAAGACCGUUGAUCUCCCCCUCCCUAAAGAGUGGGGCCUGGCGCCAUCCAGCUACUACGUCCCCUUCAUCCCCAUCAUUGGCAUACCUUAGUUAGGGCCAAUUAUACUAAAAUCCCCUACAUAUAAUCCUAUAGCCUAUAUAAAUAAAUAAAUAAAUAAAUAAAUAAAUAAAUAUUAUACAUAUAUAUGUAAGUGUAUGUUUAGUGCAUGUGCAAGUGUUUGUACGAAAUGAAAGCAUGUAGACCCAUAUGAUGGAUAGUAAGUGCUAAAAGCUUUUGCCCCUUAUCUUUAA
Messenger RNA from Eucalyptus grandis, 861 nucleotides. RefSeq lists its product as uncharacterized. NCBI's taxonomy places the organism in Eukaryota, Viridiplantae, Streptophyta, Magnoliopsida, Myrtales, Myrtaceae. Bases 73 to 660 code for a protein of 195 amino acids. The record is from RefSeq and is a predicted model, not a curated record. The transcript is spliced from 2 exons.